AAGCUAUUUCUCAACUUUUUCAUCCGCGCGCAGGCUGUUGCUAUUAUUUGGGCAAAAGAAAGGAAGUAGCGACGGGGCUAACAACUUAGCUGUAUCAAAGGGAUCAAUUCGGCUCAGGGAGUCUGUACUCAUAUAUUGGCGGAAUACGUCCCUUCUCUUUUUGUGAGGUUCUUGAAAAUGGGCAAUAAGUAGCGUUAAUUGUAUUAUCCGGCUACCCUGCUCUCGGACCGAUAGAGAAAGGUUGAGCUUUGUCUGGGAGGCACCGCCGCUGUUAGCCUUUUCGCUAGGACUGCUGGGGCUGCCUGGUUCCCAUUUCAGUGGAAAAUAACAAAAAGAAGACUACUGCAAAGCUGCAACCUGCUUUUAUUGUUUGAAUCACGGGAUUGCAAUAAAGGACUAUUGCCAGACAUGAAGCAGACAGGCGAGCAAGGUGCUGAGCGGUGAGUGAGGCGGUGGAUGCGGCAUGCAGAGGCCACUCCCCCUGGCUCAGAAUGAGUGUCAGAGAUGGCGCUGCCACAAUGGCAACGAUCACGAGCGGAGGAGGAGGAGGAGGGGGGGGAGGAAAGGCAGCUAACCCCCAAGACGGCCGCUCCUACCUGCUUCAGAUCUACCCACGGUUGGCUACAGAGUCCUCUGCCUGCUGCUAUCUCAGAGUUCAGAAGGAUGCGACCGCCGCCUCGGUGAUCUGCGACGCGGCCGCGGCUCUGGGGCUGGACCCCAGCAGGCUGUAUGUGUUGGCGGAGGUGAAGGAGUGCGGCGGGGAGGAGUGGAUCCUGGAGUCUGGGGACCUGCCCGUGCAGAGGCUGCUGCUGUGGCCCCGGAGGGCCCAGGAGGAACACCCCCAGAGCCUGGGCUUUUAUUUCUUACUACAGGAGAGCAACCGCGACGGCACCAUCCAGUACGUCCACCUCCCUGCCCUGACCACGGAACAGCAGGCGCAGAGGCUGGCGGCCAGGGGCUUCCUCCCCCCUCCCCAGGAUGACUUUGCAGACCUCUGCAACCUGCCCGCCCUCAACGAGGACAGCAUCCUGGAGAACCUGCGCACCCGCUUCCACAAGAAGAAGAUCUACACGUACGCCGGCAGCAUCCUCAUCGCCAUCAACCCCUUCAAGUUCCUGCCCAUCUACAACCCCAAGUACGUCAAGAUGUACGAGAACCACCAGCUCGGCAAGCUGGAGCCUCACAUCUUUGCCAUCGCGGACGUAGCUUACUACGCCAUGCUGAGGAAGAGGGUCAACCAGUGUAUCGUCAUCUCCGGGGAGAGCGGCUCGGGCAAGACCCAGAGCACCAACUUCCUGAUUCAUUGCCUGACCGCCCUCAGUCAGAAGGGCUAUGCCAGCGGGGUGGAGAGGACCAUUCUCGGAGCUGGACCGGUACUGGAGGCCUUUGGGAACGCCAAGACGGCCCACAACAACAACUCCAGUCGCUUUGGGAAGUUCAUCCAGGUCAACUACCUGGAGAGCGGCGUAGUGAGAGGGGCUGUGGUGGAGAAGUAUUUGCUGGAGAAGUCUCGCCUGGUGUCCAGAGAAGAGAACGAGAGGAACUACCAUGUGUUCUACUACCUGCUGAUGGGAGCUUCUGACGAGGAACGGAGGGAGUUCAAGCUGCUGGCACCUGAAGACUACCUUUACCUCAAACAGCAAAACUUCAGGAUCGAGGAUGAGGAGGACUUGCGCCAUGACUUCGAGAGGCUGCAGCAGGCCAUGGAGAUGGUUGGCUUCCUCUCGGCCACCAAGAAACAGAUCUUCUCUGUACUGUCGGCCAUCCUGUACCUGGGAAAUGUGACCUACAGCGACAAGACCGACGGCCGGGAAGAAGGCUUGGACGUGGGGCCUCCUGAUGUCCUGGCUACCCUCUCUGAUCUGCUGAAGGUGAAGGAGGAGUUGCUGGUUGAGGCCCUGACUAAGAGGAAGACGGUGACGGUCAAUGACAAACUCAUCCUGCCCUACAGCCACAGUGAGGCAAUCACAACCAGGGACUCCAUGGCCAAGUCUCUGUACAGUGCCCUCUUCGACUGGAUUGUGCUGCGCAUCAACCAUGCCCUGCUGAACAAGAGAGACAUGAAGGAGUCCGUCCCAUGUUUGUCCAUCGGCGUCCUGGAUAUAUUUGGCUUUGAGGACUUUGAAACCAACAGCUUUGAGCAGUUCUGCAUCAACUAUGCCAACGAGCAGCUACAGUAUUACUUCAACCAGCACAUCUUCAAACUGGAGCAGGAAGAGUAUCAAGCAGAGGGAAUCACCUGGCACAACAUUGACUACACGGACAAUGUGGGCUGUAUCCACCUGAUCAGCAAGAAACCCACCGGUCUGCUCUAUCUCCUGGACGAGGAGAGCAAUUUCCCACAUGCCACAGACGUCACCUUGCUGGCCAAGUUCAAGCAGCAGCACCAGGGGAACAAGUACUUUGUCGCCACACCGGUCAUGGAGCCCGCCUUUGUCAUCCGCCACUUCGCUGGGGGGGUCAAGUACCAGAUCAAGGAUUUCCGUGAGAAAAACACGGACCACAUGCGUCCGGACAUCGUGGCGCUGCUGCGGAGCAGCGACCGGGCCUUCGUGCGUCAGCUCAUCGGCAACGACCCCGUGGCCAUGUUCCGCUGGGGCAUCCUGCGGGCCACCAUCCGGGGAAUGGCCGCCUUCAACCAGGCCGGGAGGCGCUGGGCCGCCAAGACGGCAGGCGUGGUGCGGCCUCCCUCCAGGACUCCACUAGGAGAGCUGCAAAGGCCCAACCCCCCGGUGGAAAAGAUGUACAAACGAGCCUCUAUGCUCGAUUUCAGCUUUGAUCACUCAGAGGAGCGCCCUCUAGAGGCCUUUGAAGACAUCUUUGCUAGCUAUGAGAGUAAGAAGGACAUGCACGCUCAGAUCGUCAGCUCCAUUAACGACCUGCAGCUGGACAGCGAGGACCCCCGCAAGCUGCUGCAGCCCUGGGGGCGCCUCAGGUUCCCCCGGCACGCUCUCCAGAAGAACAAGCAGACCAAGCAGAAGCAGAUCAUCCCUAAGAGUUUGCUGGACUCGCGGUCUCUCAAGUUCAUCGUUGGCCUGACUCUACAAGACCGCACCAACAAGACCCUUCUCCGCCUGCAAAAGAAGAAGAAAACCCCCAGCAUCAGUGCCCAGUUCCAGUCCUCCCUGACCAAGCUCUUGGGAACGCUGAGUAAAGCCGAGCCUUUCUUCAUCCGUUGCAUUCGCUCCAAUGCUGAGAAGAAGGAGAUGUGUUUGGACGAGGCCCUGGUUUUGCAACAGCUGCGGUAUACAGGCAUGCUGGAGACGGUUCGAAUCAGGAGGUCAGGCUACGGUGCCAAGUACACCUUCCAGGAGUUCAUCGAGCAUUUCAGGGUUCUUCUCCGUAAGAACGCCACCGACUCCAGAGAGGACAUCUCAUUACUGUUUCAGAAGAUGGGCAUGGACCCCACGACCUACCAGAUCGGCAAAACUAAGGUCUACCUGAAGGAGCUGGAGCGCCAGCACCUGCAGGACACCCUGCACAAGGACGUGAUGCGCAAGAUCAUCUUCCUGCAGCGCUGGUUCAGAGCCCGCCUGCAGAGGACCGAGUACCUGGCCAUGAGGCAGGCGGCCGGCGUGCUCCAGCGGUCGUGGCGCAGGUACUGCAGGGAGGAGAGGCGGGCGCGUGCGGCCACGCUGAUCCAGGCUGUGUGGAGGGGCUCCAGGCAGAGAGCAGAGUACCGGCGCCACAGGCAGGACAUCACCAAGCUGCAGGCCCUGGUCCGAGGACACUCUGCCCGCAGAAGAUGCAAUUCCAUCCGCGAGGAGAAAAGGCAGGAAGAGGAGGUGGCUCGGAGGAGGGCGGAGGAAGAGGAGGCGAAGCGCAAAGCAGAGGAGGAAGAGGCCCGGAGGGAAGCGGAGGAGGCCAGGAGGAGAGCAGAGGAGGAGGAGGAGGCCAGAAGGAGAGCCGAGGAGGAGGCAGUUCGGCUCGCCAGGGAGACCGAGGACGCCCGGCUGGCCAGAGAGGCCGAAGAGGUCGAGAAGAAGCAGAGGGAGGAAGAGGAGGGACUAGCGAAGGCGAAGGCCGAGGAAGAGGAGGCUGCUCUGCUGAAGCAGGCAGGCGGCCAGGAGGCCGAGCCCCAUACCAGGGAGCGCCCAGACAUCGAGCUGGUGAUGGAGGAGACUCUGGAUGAAAGCCAGGCAGCGGAGAAGUCCCUCUCGCCCGAAGAGGAGGGCGAAGGGGCGGCCUCCGGCCCGCAGCCUUCUGGGGAGGCGGGGAAGGAGGGAGAGCUGGAGGACGAGGACGAAGGCCUCGGGGAGGACGAAGACAGCGGGGAGCCUUCGUCGCCCAGGUCUUACGUGGAGACCAACGGUACGCCGGCUGAGGCUGGUUCUCAGCAGGACGUAGAGGAGGAGGAGGAGGAGGAGGACGACGUGGGGAGAGCCCCUGAACCCACGGGGGGCGUCCCGUCUGGUGCCCGACCUGCUCCGUGCACCGCCCGCGCAGCCCCGCAGGUGGAGGAGAACAGCAAGGGGCGGGCCUCCGCCCUCCACAAGGGCCAGUCGUCCAAGAGCCAGGAGAAGAGGGAGCAGCGGCGACGCCGGGGCCUGGAGCACAACCAGCGCGAGUCGGAGCGCGCCGCCUCCUCCACGCCCGCCGCCGCCGGCAAGGACGAGGCCCCGCCCAAGUCGUCCCCUCGGACAAAGGGCAAAGGUCAAGAGGCGGCCAGGCUGAAAGAGGCGGCCGAGAGCAAGGAGCUGGAUCAGUACCCCUUCGUGCACUGGAAGGUGAAGGAGGACAAAGGGGAGAAGAAGGAGGGCCCCGUCCGCCCGUCCAGCCUCGCCCUGCGGCCCUCGGACGCCGCAGCGGAGCGCAACGGCCACGAGGAGGCCUCCGGGCUGCCCGGCCUCCAGCGCCGGCCGGGGGCCCUGAAGGAGAAGCCGGACAAGUGGAAGGGCGGGAGGAAGAGCGAGGGCGGGUCGCCCCCGCGGCCCGACACGGCGCAGCACAAGAGGCAGAUCCACGCACAGGGUCGAUUGACGUCCACCUCGCUAGACGGCUUGUCUACAGGCUCUGAGGGGGCCGGAGCCUCAUCGCACAGAGAGGUGCUGAGCCCUUCAGAGAGCCAUUCUGAUGGCUCAAAGAGCAGCUCCUUCAGAAGGAAGAGCCAGGAUGCCGCCAGUCGCCAGGACUCCUCCCCGACUGUCCCCUCGACGCCUGAAAGGUCAACGGGUUUCCUGAGGAUGAUCCUGAAGAAGCGGCCCCACAAAGAGGCCCAGACUCCGGACGACGCAGACCUAACCAUGGCCCAGUCCCUCAAUGACAGGUCGGCUGCAAAGGAAGCUCCGGCGGCCGGCCAGUCGUCCCGCCCCCACUCGGACUCCGCGGGGAAGGGGCUGAGCCGCAACCCCACCAUCAAGAUCAGCCGCGCCACGCGAGUCUCUGAGCAGUGGAACGCCUCGCUGGACCGCGAGAUCACCAACUCCAACGAGCUGCGGCACCUGGACGAGUUCCUAGGCAACCAGGUGAAUGAUUUCCGCUCCAGGGGAAAACAGCUGUCGGCCACAGAAGCCAUCUUCGUCACGGCGACCAUGGAAUUCAGGAAGAACAUAUUGGCCAUGUACUCCCUCACGAAGCUCACCAUCGGCUACAAAGACCUGAUGAAGGGCUACCAGGCCAAGGUCAUCCACCUGGCGGGGGAGGGCCAGAAGGGGGAGGUGCAGCUGGUGGUGAACCUGUUCCAGUCGGUGCUGGACGGCUUCAUCAGAGGGGAGAUGAAGAAGGAGGAGGAGCCUGUCAAGCCUGCUAAAGCCAGGAAGAAACGCCGGAAAAAGGACAAAAGUAUGGACAGCCCCCUGGACCACAUGUUCAGCACCUAUCAGGUCAACAUCAUGCAGUCAUGUGACCAGUGCACCUCCUACAUUUGGGGCAUGGAGAAGGCCUACAUGUGUAGCUAUUGCAAAAUGGUGUGCCACAAGAAAUGCCUCUGCAAGAUCGUGACCGACUGCUCCACCUUCUGCGCCAAAAAGAGCGACGACGAAUGGGACGGGACGCACUUUGGGGUGCGCAUCUGUCGCCUGAUCAGCGACAAGAACCCCGUCCCCAUGGUGAUGGAGAUGAUGCUGGAGCACGUGGAGAUGCACGGCCUGUACACGGAGGGCAUCUACCGCAAGUCGGGCUCGGCCAACCGCAUCAAGGAGCUGCACCAGCGCCUCGACACAGACCCCCACCUGGUGUGUCUGGAGGACUACCCCAUCCACACGGUGACAGGCCUGGUGAAGCAGUGGCUCCGGGAGCUCCCCGACCCCCUCCUGACCUUCAUCCAUUACAACGACUUCCUGAGGGCCAUCGAGCUACCAGAGAAACAGGAACAGCUUCAUGCCAUCUACAAAGUGCUGGAGGAGCUCCCGACGGCCAACUUCAGCACCUUGGAGAGACUCAUCUUCCACCUUGUCAGGGUGUCCAAGGAGGAACCUCACAACCGCAUGUCCCCCAACUCCCUGGCCAUCGUGUUCGCCCCCUGCAUCCUGCGCUGCCCCGACAGCGCAGACCCCCUGAUGAGCAUGAGAGACGUGGCCAAGACCACCACGUGCGUGGAGCUGGUGAUCAACGAGCAGAUCAGACGCUACAACGAGAAGAUGGAGGAGAUCGAGCAGCUGGAAUACGCCGAGACUCUGGCCGUCAACCAGCUGAAGCUCAAGAGGCAGAACACGGUGAGACCCGGCCCCCACGCUCCAGAGACCGAGCCCGCCAACCUGCACUACUGGCAUUUCCCUCUCAGGUUCUCAGCUCCUUACAAAGGAGUGGUGCUCAACGAGAAGCCCGGCUGUGACCUGACGGCCGUGCCUGAGGACGAACCCCUGGACUCGGACGCCGAGGCAGAGCAGAACCUCAUGGAGCGCAUCAAGUCCAUCAAGCAAGAGAAGGACGACCUGGCGUGCCGCCUCCCGGAGCUGGAGCAGCCGGGCUCGGACCAGGAAAACCUGGACUCUGAGGCCUCGCUGAGCUCCGAGAGCCUCCUGGACGACCAGCGACGCUCCGAGGCAGAAGGACCCAGCUGGGCCCUGCAGAGGAGCUCCAAGCAGGUCUCCCGACCCCGACCUCUCCUCUCUGACCUCUCCCCGCAACCCAAGGCCCCCGGUGGACCGCGUCUCUCCCCGCAGAGCCUCAGCCCUGGCAGCUCCUCUUCCUCCUCCCCCACCUCCUCCUCCUCCUCCUCCUCCUCCUCCUCCUCCUCCUCCACCCCCACCACUCCAAACGUCAGACUCCAGCUCAUGCGGAAUCCGGUCAUCCCCGGCACGGUGAAGCUCCCCCACGGCCUGCUGGCUCAGUCCCGGUCCCUGGACCCGGGCCCCUCCCCCCAGGCCGCCUGCGGCUCCAGACCGCCGCGGAGGGCGAGGGACCCGCCCGGCCGGCGCAAGGACAUCACCCAGUCCAUGUACCUGGACGACGGCGCCGCCGCCUCCUCCUCCGUCUCCAUGACGACGCUCACCCCGCCGUGCCAGCAGACUCACGGCUCCGCCCACCAGGGCCGAAGACGCUUCUCCGACCCGGACCCCUCUCGCACGGAGAGCAGCGACGCUUGACGGGGCUGGCGGUCACUGAGGGGGGCGGCCCUGGGACAGGAGAGGGAGCCGGCCCCCCCGGUGGAGAGACGUCCGUCCCCCCAGUGGAGGGACGUCCGUCCACAGGAAGGGCCGCCCCGGAGAGGUUAAGACGCUAGGGGAACUACAAUAGAGAAACACACAAUAGGACGCGGCCACGGAGAGGAGACGACAGGAGGGCUUUAUGGGUUAUGUGGAUGACCGCCAUGUGACGGGAAGGAGAGUGGAAGGCAAAAACUGACUUGUUAAGUAGAGGUUUCCAUGGUAACCAGUUUAAGAGUUACCCUUUUAGAAUCUUGUCGUCCUGAGACUUUGACACAACAGGUCAUGAUGUUGCCAAGCACUUUUUCUAUCAUUAUUAAUAUAUUGUGGUCAUGGACGUUGAUCGGAAGGGGCUGGAGUUAUAACGGCCUCACGAUGGACCUUUUGGACACAAAACCUUUUUUUCUUUUUUUUUUUUCUUGCGAUUUUUACCCACAUUACCCACCAUCAUUUGUGCUAUUUCAAGGACAUCCUACAGGCUAUAACUGCACCUUUUACAUGUAUUUCGUAGUAUUCGCAAUAAGCACAUUAAGCCAGUGUGCUUGUUUAGAAGUUGACUAGUGCCUUGAUUUUGUAUUGUUACUGAACGGCAUACAAGCAAAACAGUUUGUCCACGUUAACUAUACGGCAUGGAUCGAGGGGAGAGAGGGAUGGGCUGUUACCCUUUGUCUUACGGUAGAGGGGUCUUUUGUGUAAAUACUUCUGAGCAGAUUGUACGUCAAACCAACUCAAGAGGUGUUACAAACGUGAAAAGACACACACACGCGCACACACACACACACACACACACACACACACACACACACACACACACACACACACACACACACACACACACACACACACACACACACACACACACACACACACACACACACACACACACACACUAUGAAUGUCCUGGCGCCUUACGAGUCUCCGAGGAGUUUCACUCCUCACCCUCUUUAAGCCACCGUCACGGCAAUAGGGAAACGCUCACAAGCAACACUCACCACUUUUCCUCGGGCUCAAAGCAGACACCCAGUAACAAUGUUAGCCCCCAUGGCACGAUGUCGACCACCCUCAAGUCCUCACAUAAAGAUAUGGCUGAACCCACACAUGUGUGUAUGUUACCCGGCUUCCAAGGUGGAAGCAAGGUGGCACAAUAAAAGCGUACCUCGUUGAAGUAUGGUAUUUUUGCCGACUUUGUAUUUGUAAAACUAAUGUUUCUCUUUGCUGUUGAAUGCCGUCUCGUCCGUGUGUCAUGUUUUGAGUGGGAUAAGAAGACGAUGUGUUUUGGUGUGUGAUUGGAUCUGUAUGAUGUUGUGUUACCAUUGACGGGACAAGAUAGUAAAUGAUGCUUGUAAUAACCUCUGUGUGUUAUUUUUUUUA
Molecule: messenger RNA, 8957 nt
Organism: Gadus chalcogrammus (walleye pollock)
Lineage: Eukaryota; Metazoa; Chordata; Actinopteri; Gadiformes; Gadidae
Gene: myo9bl
Product: unconventional myosin-IXb
Exons: 44
Coding region: 492-7526 (2344 amino acids)
Biological process (GO): intracellular signal transduction
Cellular component (GO): myosin complex
Molecular function (GO): protein binding; GTPase activator activity; ATP binding
Source: RefSeq, a predicted model, not a curated record